GUGGGGAAUCUGAUCGUGAAGCACGGCUACAUUUACCCCCUAAAGGACCCCAGGACGCUCGUCCUGCGGCCCGACGAGACGCCGUAUCGCUUCCAGACUCCGUACUUCUGGAGCUCUCAGCAGUGGCCAGCCUCCGAGCUAGAUUACGCGAUUUAUUUGACUAAGAAGAAUAUCAGAAAGCAAGGGCAGCUGAUAGACUAUGAAAAGGACAGCUACAACAUGUUGCACAAACGGAUCAACCACACCUGGGACUUCGUGGUGAUGCAGGCGAAGGAGCAGCUCAGGGCAGCCAAACAGAGGCGCAAGGCGGACCGCAUCGUGCUGGAAUGUCAGGAACAGGCCUACUGGCUCGUCAACAGAUUUAGAGACGGUUUUGUUUCUUCCUUCUGUACAGAACAGAACGCGGACUACUACAAAAGAGAGAUUGAACACAUCAGGAAAUCCCUGGGCCGCUCGAGGGUCAAGUCCUCCAUCUGCCUGGAAAGCUUCCUUAAGUUCAGCGAGCAGUACCUGAACCAUGACCCCAUGAUGCAAGGCUGCCCCCCCAGCAACCCCUGGAUAACAGAUGACACGGCACUCUGGACGCUGAAUGCCGACAUGGUGGAGACACCCACCAAGCUGCGGGUGGAACGAUGGGGGUUCGGCUUCACGGAGCUCCUUAGGGACCCUCUGGGACGGUGCAAGUUCAGGGAGUACCUGGAGAAGGAGUUCAGUGUGGAGAACCUCUGUUUCUGGGAGGCCUGUGAGGACAUCCGGCACGGCGAGAGCGCUACGAUCCCGCAGAAGGUGGAAGAGGUCUACAAGCAGUUCCUGGCCCCGGGAGCCAGCAAGUGGGUAAACGUGGACAGCAAGACCAUGGAGAAGACCCUGCAGGGCAUGAAAAGCCCACAUCGUUUUGUCCUGGAUGACGCCCAGAUGCACAUCUAUUUCCUGAUGAAGAAGGACUCCUACGCCCGCUAUUUAAAGUCCGAUCUCUACAAAAACAUGCUGGCUAGAGCCAUAGAACCACAAGAGACCAAAAAAAGUGUCUUUCCCUUUGUGAGACGCCAGCGGCACUCCAGCCGUAACCCUGCCCUUUUCGCCCAGGCCUUAGAGGACAACGGCAAGACCAAGUCCCUGGGGUCACCAGCAAGUCCCACAGCAGCCUGCUCUUCCUAACACUGCCUCCUGGGGGGGGGGUGCACUCUGAGCUCACUGCUGCCCCACAGAGGCUGUUUGGGGGCGGUGCUCUGCUGCUCUAUUUGACGCAGUCUUCCAGGAUUUUUAACUUCGGAUGUAUUUUUAUUAUAGUGUCAUGUUAAAUAAGAACAGACUAAAUUAUGGUUUAGAUCAGAAGUGAGAAAAGUCCUGUGUCUCUAUAUAUAGGAAAAGUUUAUUUCAUUAGUAACAGACAAACCAUAGUUGAGCCAAAUAUUGCCUUAUUACUAAGUAAUAAACAUCUGCAUACAACUUUCACUGAAACAAUGGUUGUAAUAGAUAAAUAGCCAUUUAAAACUUGGCAUUUAGCUCAGUGCUUAUAAUGUGGAUUGUGUCCCAUAUUCCAGAU
This is a messenger RNA of Brienomyrus brachyistius, 1546 nucleotides long. It is a transcript of the gene rgs11, whose product is annotated as regulator of G protein signaling 11. Gene Ontology annotation, biological process: G protein-coupled receptor signaling pathway; regulation of G protein-coupled receptor signaling pathway. The transcript is spliced from 13 exons. The record is from RefSeq and is a predicted model, not a curated record. NCBI's taxonomy places the organism in Eukaryota, Metazoa, Chordata, Actinopteri, Osteoglossiformes, Mormyridae. The annotation marks the transcript as partial.